AACUCUGUGGAGAGAGAGAGAGAAGGGUCCGACCCAAGGAGAAGCGGCGGCUCUUGGCGUCUGCGGCACGGAAGCCAAAGUGAAGGGCGGUGCAUUUGAUGGAGAGAGAAACAUUUGAGAGUCUGAAUGGAAAAAUCCGCGUGAGAACGCCUUUUAAGAUUGUCGGUUGGAAUGGUUCUACUCGUUGGGAUCGACAUCGAAUUCGCUGGUCUGUGGACGUUUCUUCCGUCAAAGUCCGGUCUUUAUAAGUGCUGGAUUCCUUGAUGUCCAAUCUGGUUUUCUGUUUAUAUUGGGAAGAUAGAUAGAUUUAUCUUGUGGGAAGCAUUUAAAAGAUCUAAAAAAAGGUCUUUUUGGCAUUGGAUUUGUUUUUAGUAAUCAUUCCUCUCAGAAUUGUAAAAGUUCGUGUUGUUUUAGCUGUUUUGCUUGAAGAAAGAUGGUUGGAAGUAUAGUAGGAGUCCACAGCUCUCCUCACUCCAAUGGUUCUGUUCAUUACUCCAAUGGCGCGGAGGAGAAGCUCGAUGAACUCCAUCGGCUGCUCGGCAAAUCAGAAGGCGAUCCCCUAAAGAUUGUUGGCGUAGGUGCUGGCGCUUGGGGCAGUGUCUUUGUUGCCCUGCUGCAGGAUGCCUAUGGCCACUUCCGCGAUAAGGUCCAGAUAAGGAUAUGGAGAAGGCCUGGGAGACCCGUCGAUAGGUCUACUGCAGAGCAUCUCUUCGAGGUGAUCAAUUCAAGGGAGGAUGUCUUGAGGCGUUUGAUCCGGCGAUGUGCUUACUUGAAAUAUGUUGAGGGGAGGCUCGGGGAUCGCACACUGUAUGCAGAUGAGAUCCUGAGGGAUGGCUUCUGCUUGAACAUGAUCGAUACGCCGCUUUGUCCGCUGAAGGUUGUGACAAAUUUGCAGGAGGCGGUCUGGGAUGCCGACAUCGUGGUGAAUGGUUUGCCAUCGACGGACACACGAGUGGUGUUUGAGGAGAUUGGUAGGUAUUGGAAGGAGAGGACAAGGGAUCCAGUUAUAAUAUCUUUGGCAAAGGGUAUAGAGGCAGCUUUGGAUCCAGUUCCACAUAUAAUAACUCCUACACAAAUGAUUAGCCAUGCAACUGGGGUUCCAAUUGAGAACAUUCUGUAUCUCGGAGGCCCGAAUAUUGCUUCAGAGAUUUAUAACAAGGAAUAUGCUAAUGCUCGAAUAUGUGGAGCUGUUAAGUGGAGGAAACCCCUCGCUAAGUUUUUGAGGCAGCCACAUUUCAUUGUGUGGGACAACAGUGAUCUUAUCACGCACGAGGUGAUGGGAGGACUGAAGAAUGUGUACGCCAUUGGUGCUGGGAUGGUAGCUGCUCUAACCAGCGAGAGUGCAACUAGCAAAUCAGUAUAUUUCGCUCACUGCACAUCUGAAAUGAUAUUCAUCACUCACCUUUUGGCAGAAGAACCAGAAAAACUUGCUGGUCCGUUGCUUGCAGACACUUAUGUAACCUUGUUGAAAGGUCGCAAUGCAUGGUAUGGGCAGAUGUUAGCCAAGGGCGAACUGAGUCUGGACAUGGGUGAUAGCAUCAAAGGGAAAGGGACCAUUCAGGGUGUUUCUGCUGUUGAUGCAUUUUAUGAACUCCUAAGUCAAUCCAGCUUAAGUGUGUUACAUCCUGAAGAGAACAAGCCUGUUGCUCCAGUUGAGCUGUGCCCCAUCCUGAAAACACUUUACAAGAUAUUGAUUAAAAGGGAACUUUUAACACCAGCAAUUCUUCAGGCAUUAAGAGAUGAGACCAUGUAUGAUCCUCGUGACCGAAUUGAGAUGGCACAGAGCCAUGCUCUCUAUAGACCAUCACUUCUUGGCCAACCUUGACAAGGAAUCCUCUCUUAUUGGCGGUACCAUGCGAUUGGAUGGAGAUGUCAUGCAUGUUGUUAUUUCAAUUUGUAAUGAGCUUGUGAGAGCUGUGACAUAUAAAGUAUCUGCUUGUAAUGCAUGUUAGUGAAAUUUUGUUCAUAUUGUUUGGAUCAUUAUUUCCUAUGUUACAUUUUACAGUCUUAAUAAACUUUAUUGAAAUAAGAAGAGUCGAAUAGUUUUUUAA
This is a messenger RNA of Elaeis guineensis (African oil palm), 2051 nucleotides long. RefSeq names its product probable glycerol-3-phosphate dehydrogenase [NAD(+)] 1, cytosolic. The record is from RefSeq and is a predicted model, not a curated record. NCBI's taxonomy places the organism in Eukaryota, Viridiplantae, Streptophyta, Magnoliopsida, Arecales, Arecaceae. Gene Ontology annotation, molecular function: NAD binding; glycerol-3-phosphate dehydrogenase [NAD(P)+] activity. Gene Ontology annotation, cellular component: cytosol. Gene Ontology annotation, biological process: glycerol-3-phosphate catabolic process; carbohydrate metabolic process.